CCAUUAAAGAAAGAAAGGAGGUUGAGUAUGUGACAGCACGUUUCAUGGAUAGAACGAUGGAGUUGGAUUGGAGGUAGCGAAGUUGAAAGCUCCCAAAAUUUCCAUUAUUAUUUUUCCAAUCGACAAAGAAUGUUGGGUGCGUCGGGCGCGAAUGCCGCGGGAAAUUGAAACUGCCGCCUAACACAUCAAUGCCAUCAAACCCAUUUCAUCGUUUUCACAACACACAGAGACGAACCUUUCUCUUGGGUUACUCUUUCUUCUUCUUCCAAUUUCUGCAACCCAUUUUUUCCACGAGCAGACCCAGAGAGCCUCAGCUGGCUUUUGAUCGAAAACCCUCCGAACCUUCCUCCAUCGUUUCCGCGCUUUAAGAUUCAACGUUUAUUUUUCUUUCUCAUGUGUACGCACGUAGUUUAGUUUCGUUUUGUGUGUCGAAAAAGAUCUUACCGCUGAAGGGGAUGUUUCUGAUUUCUUGAAUCGUCUUUUGAGUCGGGUCUUGAUUUGGGGGUUCGUCUGUUUUAAUCGAUGACUUUUUUGGUGAACGAAUAAGGGUUUGUGUUUUGUUCUUACUGUGUUUUGGGUACAGGAUUCUCCGAGUUGGGUGGAUCGUUCACCGGACUCGGUAUGGCCACGCCGAACAACCUCUUGAGACUUUACCAAGUUUGGAGGGGAAGUAAUAGAUUUUUCUGUGGUGGGAGAUUGAUAUUUGGCCCUGACGUAUCAUCUCUGAUUCUCUCCAUAUGUCUUAUUGCUGGUCCUGCAGUUGCUUUCUGCGUAAAGAUAUAUUUGAAGAUCCACGAUGUUGAACCACCUGGGAACGCUCGUUGGUAUCCUGUAUUAUUUGGAGGUCUCGCCCUCACUUUUCUGGAUUUGAUAUUUCUGUUCGCGACUUCUAGUAGAGAUCCUGGAAUACUGCCUCGAAAUUCAAGGCCUCUUGAGUCAGAUGAACUAGAUGACAUGAAUACACCAUCCGUGGAAUGGAUCAAUGGAAGAACCCCACAUCUAAAAAUCCCUCGGAUUAAAGAUGUGACUAUAAAUGGUCAUACAGUAAAAGUCAAGUACUGUGACACUUGUUUAUUUUAUCGCCCUCCUCGUGCAUCUCAUUGUUCCAUAUGCAACAAUUGUGUUCAGAGAUUUGAUCAUCACUGCCCAUGGGUUGGGCAGUGCAUUGGAAUACGUAAUUAUCGGUUCUUCUUCAUGUUCAUAACGACCUCGACAAUCUUGUGUUUAUACGUGUUGUCGUUUUCGUUGUCCAUCCUUAUUCAUCAUCAAGAAGCCUUUUUCAAGGCUGUGUCCAAAGACAUCCUUUCAGAUAUUCUAGUAGUGUAUUGUUUCAUUGCCUUUUGGUUCGUUGGUGGCCUUUCUGUAUUCCAUUCUUAUCUUGUACUCACAAAUCAGACUACCUAUGAGAAUUUCCGGUAUCGGUACGACAAGAAGGAGAAUCCAUAUAAUAAAGGAACAAUGAAGAACGUUGGAGAAGUAUUUUUCUCGAAAAUUCCACCGUCAUCACAUAAGUUCCGAUCCAUUGUUGAGGAGGAUGACAUGAUGAUGGGCGUUACUCCUUAUCUUGAAGAAGGUAUUUUUAGCUCGAAGGAGAAACUUGAUAUGGAAAGGGGUACUAAAUAUUUGGAGGAUGAGACGUUCCCAACUCCUGACAUAUUGAGGAGAUUCGAAUACAUGGACGACCUGGAAGAUGAUCUGAAAAUGAUGGUAGAAGGAGAGAGACCUCAUGUUGAUCCACUGUUUCGUCUUGACCGAGAGGCAGAGGAACUUGAAGAAGGUGGCAGUGAUGGAAUACCUGAUCCUCAGCUAGAAUUAUCAAUGGAAGAUAGUGACGAAGUAGCCGUAGAAAGUUCCAUCCCUGGUGGGGUUAACACAGAUGGGACCAAGGAUGCCAAUGACUCACCUCAAGUUGAAGCUUUCAAGUUUUAGGCGUUAAAAAGAUUUUUGGUGGAACAGGUUCCAUUUUUCUGGGGAGGCAGGGAAGAGCAACGUGCAGCUAUAAACGCUUGCUGUUGUGAUUAGAAGCAGGGAGGAAGAUUGGGUUAAGAAAGAUUGGGCUGUAGAUUAGGUAAGCGAAGUGUAGAGGACAUCAGAAGCUUAUUGUGGUGGGUGAGGAAUUUUUUGUUUCGUUGUUCAACAUGUUGGUUGCUUUACGUUUUCAUGUAUCCAAAGUGGCUUUAAAAUAAAGCUCAAAUUCCACAUGCCACUUUCAGAUUCUAUUCACACACUGAUCCAUUUAUUCUUCUAUUUCUUUUA
This is a messenger RNA of Cucurbita maxima (winter squash), 2256 nucleotides long. RefSeq names its product probable protein S-acyltransferase 4. NCBI's taxonomy places the organism in Eukaryota, Viridiplantae, Streptophyta, Magnoliopsida, Cucurbitales, Cucurbitaceae. The transcript has 6 exons. The record is from RefSeq and is a predicted model, not a curated record. The coding region runs from base 622 to 1929 and encodes 435 amino acids. Gene Ontology annotation, cellular component: Golgi apparatus; endoplasmic reticulum. Gene Ontology annotation, biological process: protein targeting to membrane; peptidyl-L-cysteine S-palmitoylation. Gene Ontology annotation, molecular function: protein-cysteine S-palmitoyltransferase activity.